UUUUCAUCACCGUCUGCAGGGGAGACUGGACUUGGGCGUGUCGAUUUACAGAUAGGGCGGUAUUGUAAAAAGUACGUUUGUGCGGGUUUUUUGUGGAGACGGCAGUGUUUGGGCUUAUCUGGCACCCGUGAGUAUAGUGAGUAUAGUAUAGUGCCAGGUGAUUCGUUUGUGUCGGAUGAUGGACGCAUGAUGCAAACCAUCCAGGUUCUUCUGCAAACGUGAUUGAAACGCACGUUUGAAUGAGGUGACCUCGGAUGCUGUGUCUAACUUUUCGGCGUAGCAUCAACUACUGACAUCGCUGGUGAAGCUGUAAAUUAAUAGAGGAACCCACACUGCUACAGGUGGUUCUAGAGUUCUGCCACCAUGCCCCUGCACCCAGUAGUCCAGGCAGUCAUUGACCUUUCAGCUGGAGCAAUAGGAGGUACAGCGUGUGUGCUGAGCGGUCAGCCUCUGGACACAGCUAAAGUGAAGAUGCAGACCUUCCCCACCAUGUAUCGAGGCUUCCUCCAUUGUUUUACUUCCACAUACAAGCAGGUGGGGUUACGGGGUCUCUACCAGGGGACCAGCCCAGCCCUGAUGGCCAACAUUGCUGAGAACUCUGUCCUCUUCAUGAGCUACGGAUUCUGUCAGGAUGUGGUCCGGAUGAUGGCAGGGCUCAGCAGUGAGGUUCCACUCAGUGACGUGCAGAAAGCAUGUGCUGGGUCAGUAGCAUCCAUAUUCUCCUCUCUGGUUUUAUGCCCUACUGAGCUCGUCAAGUGUCGUCUUCAAGCAAUGUACGAGAUGGAAGCAUCAGGCAAGAUUGCAAAGGGUCAAAAUACGGUCUGGUCAGUGGUGAAGUCGGUAAUAAAGCAAAAUGGUCCUAGAGGAUUCUAUGCAGGCCUGACCACAACCAUCGCUAGAGAGGUGCCAGGUUACUUCUGCUUCUUUGGGGCGUAUGAACUCUGCCGAACCGUCUUCGCUGAUCACAUGAAGUGCAACAAAGACAACAUAGGCGUGGUUCCAAUCAUGUUCAGCGGGGGGUGGGGUGCUUGUCUGUGGCUGGUGGUCUACCCGUUUGACUGCAUAAAGUCUCGCAUCCAGGUCAUGUCCAUGAUGGGUCGCCAGGAGGGAUUCUUCAAAACCAUGAUGGCGGUCAUAAGAACAGAUGGUGUGAGAGCACUCUAUUCUGGUCUGACUCCCACAAUGAUCCGCACGUUUCCUGCCAACGGAGCCUUGUUUCUGGGGUAUGAGGCCAGUCGUAAGUUCAUGAUGAAACAGUUUGACAGCUGACCUGCUUCAACAACGAUUUCCCCCAUCCCUCUUCUUGCCAUAUUAUUAAUCUCUUUACAUUGUCCUUAAAACUCUUCCUACAACAAUUCAACACCAGUUUUACCUGCAAGGCUGGGCUUAGAUCACACAGUCCUCAGAGUAAAGCACUAUGAGUCAUUUUUCUUUUUAAAAUUCACUCAGUUCAAAUGGGAAUAUAUCCUAUAUUUAAUACGUUUUCAGAAUCUCUCUCCGGAGUGGCCUGACUUUGAACGGGACCAUGGUCUGGAAAUGGAGUGUACAUAUUUGUUUUAUUGUUUUACAUCAGCAAUUCUUACUUUUACCUGCCUGAGGGGUAUACUACAAUCUAGGAUCAAGGUAGCUGGCUUAAUAUUCUGCAUAUCAAUAUUCGAUAGGAUUUUAUAUUUUCAAGAGAUUAUCUUGAAACGGGCAUGGUGUGACUGACUCAAAAAACACUUCUGAAAUUAGCAAGCUUUCAGUUAACUUCAACAAUGCUGCUUGCGCUUUGUCCAUAUUACUGUACAUCUGCCAUUUACUUAAGCAAGGCUUGGAACUGCAGGUUGUUUAUGUACUGCCUGUCCCAAUGUGUGUGGCUAAUCAAGCCACUUGGUGUCAACUGUAAUGCUGAGUUGAUCUACUCUAAGUUAGCUCACAAACUCCUCUAUCUCAUGUUGAACGCAGGUACACCACUUAAUUCCAUUCAAUCUUAUGUGUCUACCUCAAUAUUGUUAUCUAUAAGCAGAGCCAACCAUUAUUUUCCUUGUGUUCACACAACACUCCCUUGUGGAUUCGACAUGGUCCAUUUGUCUAAAAGAUACUACACUUUUGAGAAUAGCGCUUGGUGGUAGUUUUGUAAUUUAUAGCCAUUCCAAGACAACAGUACUUCAUAUUCAAACAUUUCAGUGAAGUUUACAGGCUGCUGAGUAUAUUUUAUUUUGCCAAUGUUCCUGAAAUGUAAAUGCAUUAACUGGAAUGUUUUUUUUUUGUAAUAACUGUUGUUAACGCUUGUUACUUAUUACUGCCUGUGAAAUAAUAACUGCUGUUUUUUUAUAGAAAUUUUAUAUUUCUAAUAAUAUUUGUAUUCUUUAGUAAUUGCUUAAUAAUUGACUUGGGCAGUUUGGUAGUUACACAGGCAAGGGAUAUGGGUGUUAGAGUUACAUAAUUAUCAUUCCUGUUUUCCUAGUAACUGCUAUUUUUCAUCAUCUUUGUCAUGAACUGUGGCACUAUAUUGUAAUGAGUAAGACAUGACCUUCUUAGCCAGGGUUCCUUGAAGCUAAUCACAUCUAAACUGCCAUUUGCUCAUUCUUCAUCAUCCACUGGUGUCAUUGCAUUGUACAAUGUUCCAUAAUUCCAAAAACAUGUAUUUUAGACAUUGUAUAUUUCUAUUUACAUAAUGCAAUUGAUAACACACAAUAUGUAUUUUCACAGCGAUUAGUGUGGACAUAAAAAUAUUAUUACAGUGUAGCCAUUAUAAUAUACGGCUAUAUAGAAUACUGUGAAGCUGUUUAGAGAAUAAUAUUAAUUGACAUUUUGUAAAAAUAUUUUUGGGAUUGUAAUUAUUACUUCUAUUAAAAGGGUCACUG
This is a messenger RNA of Esox lucius (northern pike), 2849 nucleotides long. It is a transcript of the gene slc25a15b, whose product is annotated as solute carrier family 25 member 15b. The record is from RefSeq and is a predicted model, not a curated record. Gene Ontology annotation, biological process: mitochondrial L-ornithine transmembrane transport. Gene Ontology annotation, molecular function: L-ornithine transmembrane transporter activity. NCBI's taxonomy places the organism in Eukaryota, Metazoa, Chordata, Actinopteri, Esociformes, Esocidae.